AUGGUUAAGCUCUUAUUCUUCGAGCUUCCGCUUGCAGUAGUCGUCGGCAUAGCGGGAGCCGCGUUCUUGCUCGUCUCCUCGGUCAUCUCGUGCGUCAUCUACCUCUCCUGUCUGCAUCGCCGUCGCGGCGGCCUUUCCAAGCGACCGCCUCUCCUUCCCGCGAAAGCUGGUUACACGAGACAGCCUUCGUCAACGGGUACAUCCCCGCGAGUCAACAGCCUCGCCGCACCGAACAGCGCGUACCCCUCGCGCGGCCCCCCGAGCCCCCAUGUGAAUGGCGCGUACCCGUCUCCGCGCCCGCAGCACUUAGCGCUUCCCCCGAGCAACACUCCGCCGCAGUUUACCCCGGAUUACCGACGCGCGCUCGCUCCCUAUCAUGCUUCACCGGGCGCCGCAGGAGCCGCCGGCGGAGGCGCCGCAGGCAACGCUCCGGUGAAGCAAGAGUCUCCAUCUCCGCGAAAGCAACCUCAGAAAAGCCCUUCCUGGGAGGAUCAGCUUAAAGCGGGGCUGUUUCGGAAGAUGACAUUGGAUGAAGUGCGCGAUGCGACGGGAUGGUUCAGUCCGCGCAAUUUCAUCGGCGAAGGGGGUUUUGCGGUGGUGUUCCGGGGAAAAGGGCCCGGGGACGUGGGGUGGGCGGUCAAGCGGUCGAAGCGGCCGCUGGCGGAAGGUUCCGCCGGCGCUCGCGAUUUCGAGAAAGAGGUGUUUCUGAUUUCGCGACUUUCGCACAAGAGCCUCGUGCGACUGCUGGGUUACUGCAUGGAGGGGGGCGAGUAUAUCCUCGUUUAUGAGCUUGCUGCUAACGGAUCACUCGGUUCUGCUCUUUCCAAGUCUCGCCCGCACUUGACUUUCACCCAACGCUUAGACAUCGCUAUAGGAACAGCCGAGGCGCUGCAUUACUUGCACACGGCUGUAAACCCCCCUAUAGUGCACCGCGAUAUUAAGCCCGAUAACAUUCUUUUGGAUCAGAACUUGAACGUAAAACUGGGCGAUUUCGGCCUGCUGAAGAGUAUGCUUGGAGCUGGGGAUUCCGCAGGUGCAGCUACAUCCGCCUUUACACGGGUGGCCGGUACACCCGGUUACCUGGACCCAGACUAUCAUCGAACAUCGAAGGUGACUACUAAAGGGGAUGUGUACAGCUUCGGUGUGGUGUUACUGGAACUGUUCACGGGGCAAAGGGCCAUUAUAAAGCUUCCGCAGAAAGGGGCACAGGCGGGAGGCGGAACCCCCGCAAAGCGGAAUGGAGCGGAGAAGGAGACGGCCGACGCAGCAGCAGCGGGAGGCGGAGAAAAGGGUGGGGGAGCAGAAGUAGGAGGGGGAGGAGGAGGAGGAGGAGGAGGAGGAGGAGGAGGAGGAGGAGGAGGAGGAGGAGGAGGAGGAGGAGGAGGAGGAGGAGGAGGAGGAGGAGGAGGAGGAGGAGGGAAAGAUGACAAUGCUAGGAAGAAAGACGAGGCGGAAGAGGAUACCAAGGCAGCGGCAGGGAAGAAAGGAGCACACGGAUCGGCCCCUGCUCCCGCGCGGGACAAUGCGGGUCCCGUGCAUAUCUCCCACUGGGUAGGUCCGUACGUGCAGGCGAGGGAUGUAGCGGCUGUAGCGGACAGCCGUCUGGGCUGCGAGUACGACGCGGGAGCCUUGCUGCGCGUGCUACAGGUGGCGCUACAGUGCGUGCGGCCCACGCGGGCACGGCCGGAAAUGGCUGCUGUGCUGAGAGUGCUGGUAGAUGCGAAGGAGCAGGCGGGGGAUCAAGUGGUGAUCCCAGUGCAUGACCCCAUGCAAGGGUCGGGUGCAACAGCUGAGAUAAAGGCAGCAAAGGGAAAUAUGAGGAAUGAAGGCCAGGAUGGCAAGCAUGUGAUGAAGGCCAGGAUGGCAAGCAUGUGA
This is a messenger RNA of Closterium sp. Naga37s-1, 1875 nucleotides long. The record is from the annotation of a GenBank genome assembly. Lineage: Eukaryota; Viridiplantae; Streptophyta; Zygnematophyceae; Desmidiales; Closteriaceae.